AUGAAGUUCUUAGUUAUCACUCUUCUUGCUUGUACAGCUAUUAUACAAUCUGCUGUUUUUUCAGAAGCAGUUAUAACUUCAGCUGAUAUUUCAAUUUCCAUUGCUUUCAAUAGUAUUGUUCCUGAUUCUAGCGAAUUUCAUUUUAGUAGAAAAUUUGAUGUCUUCGGAAUAUUAAAAUAUAUUGAAGCACUAAUAAAAGUGAUUGGAAUAAUUACUAUAAAGGAUAUUCAGCUUUUGAUUGAGAUGGUUAUUGAGUAUAGUAGUGAUAUUAUUAAAAACCUUAAAGAAUUCGUAAGGAAUUUUCUUAAGCAACUAUUUACUAGAAACCCAGAUUACAAAAAAUACCCCGCUGCUAUCUACUACAACAAGGGAUAUAGUAUUAAGAAUCCUACUGGAAUCGUCGGAAAAGUCAACGCUAAACUUUCUCUUGGUUUUCUCCAUACUGAUUAUGACUAUAUAUAUAUAACUGGAAAUAAUCAAUUCUAUACUCAUGCUGAGAAUGGAUUUAUCAAUCUUUCCUAUACAUAUAACAAACGCUGUAAUCAUGACAGAAAUACUAGUGAUUUGACCUGCAACUAG
Molecule: messenger RNA, 579 nt
Organism: Botrytis sinoallii
Lineage: Eukaryota; Fungi; Ascomycota; Leotiomycetes; Helotiales; Sclerotiniaceae
Exons: 5
Coding region: 1-579 (192 amino acids)
Source: RefSeq, a predicted model, not a curated record